GAGAUUCACGGCUAACGGUAUACCUAUAUUGACAUUUAAUUAGUUUGUUGUUUUUUUAAUUCUAUUAAAAAAGUAACAAAAUGUCGGACGCCAAGAAGAAUCUCUUGCUGUUCUUCGACCGGCCGACGGAGCCCUGCUUCAUGCAGAAGGGCGAAGAGAAGACAUUCUUCCGGAUGCCAACGAACUACUAUCCCGAUAAGUACAAGUCGGCGAGCAAUGUCCUCGAGAACAGAUUCAGCGACGGCGCGUCUCGCACCAUCGAGGUGCGCAACAUCGCGCUGCCCAACCUGUCUCUCCCCAUGGAGCUGCCCUACAACGACCAGUUCUCGCUGUUCGUGCCCAAGCACAGGCGGAUGGCCGGCAAGCUGAUCGACAUUUUUAUGAAUAUGCGUGAUUUGGAGGACCUGCAAUCCGUCUGCUCUUUCUGCCAGAUGAGGAUCAACCCGUACAUGUUUAACUACUGUCUGUCCGUCGCUAUAUUACACAGAGAUGAUACCAAGGGUCUGACCAUCCCCACCUUCGCAGAGACCUUCCCCGACAAGUUCAUGGACCCCAAGGUGUUCAGACGCGCUCGGGAAGUGAGCACUGUUCUGAAUGCUGGAGAUAGGCUGCCGGUGCUGAUCCCGCAGAACUACACGGCGGCGGAGUCGGAGCCCGAGCAGCGCGUAGCGUACUUCCGCGAGGACAUCGGCAUCAACCUGCACCACUGGCACUGGCAUCUCGUCUACCCCUUCGAUGCUGAGAACAGAGCCAUCGUCGACAAGGACCGGCGCGGGGAGCUCUUCUACUACAUGCACCAGCAGAUCAUAGCCAGAUACAGCGUAGAGCGAAUGUGCAACGACUUGGGCCGGCCUCGUCGCUACAAUGACUUCAGGCAGCCCAUCGAGGAAGGAUACUUCCCUAAACUGGACUCCCAAGUCGCCAGCAGAGCCUGGCCGCCCAGGUUCGCGGGUUCCACGAUCCGUGACUUGGAUCGACCUGUAGACCAGAUUCGAAGUGAUGUUUCCCAACUGGAGACCUGGAGGGACCGCUUUUUGGAGGCCAUCGAGAACAUGGCUAUCAUUCUGCCGAACGGUCGCCAAAUGCCGCUGAACGAAGAGACCGGCAUCGACAUACUCGGUAACUUGAUGGAGUCGUCCAUCAUCAGUCGCAACCGCGGCUACUACGGAGACAUGCACAACAUGGGACACGUCUUCAUCUCCUACUCGCACGACCCUGACCACAGGAAUUUGGAACAAUUCGGCGUCAUGGGAGACUCCGCCACGGCCAUGCGGGACCCGAUCUUCUAUCGCUGGCACGCCUACAUCGACGACAUAUUCCACCUCUACAAGGCCAAGUUGCCGCCCUACGCACAGGAGAAGCUGGACUUCCCCGGCAUCCGCGUGUCGGGCGUGGGCGUGGAGGGCGCGGGCGGCGCCAACGAGCUGCGCACGCAGUGGGAGCAGAGCACGGUGGAGCUCGGCCGCGGCCUCGACUUCACGCCGCGCGGCAGCGUGCUCGCCAGCUUCACGCACCUGCAGCACGACGACUUCAGCUACGUCAUCUCCGUGAACAACACGAGCGGCUCGGGCGUCAUGGGCACGGUGCGGCUGUUCGCGGCGCCGGCGCUGGACGAGGGCGGCCGCCCGCUCGCCUUCGAUGAGCAGCGCCGACUCAUGAUCGAGCUCGACAAGUUCACGCAAGCCAUCCCCGCUGGCUCGAGCACUAUCCGCCGCAACAGUUUGGACUCGUCGGUGACCAUCCCCUACGAGAGAACCUUCCGCAACCAGAGCAACCGUCCCGGAGACCCGGGCUCCGCGGAGGCCGCCGAGUUCGACUUCUGCGGUUGCGGCUGGCCGCAUCACAUGCUGAUACCUAAGGGCACGCAGCGGGGAUACCCCAUGGUGCUCUUCUGCAUGAUCUCCAACUGGAAUGAAGAUAGGGUGAUGCAAGACCUGGUGGGCGCCUGCAACGACGCGGCGUCGUACUGCGGCAUUCGCGACCGCAAGUACCCCGACCGCCGGCCCAUGGGCUUCCCCUUCGACCGGCCCACCGCCGCCAACAGCCUGGCUGACUUCCUCACGCCCAACAUGGCCGUCGCCGACUGCACCAUCCGCUUCACCGACGCCACGCGCCAGCGCGCUGCGCGACGGUAAGCGCGCAGGGGGGGGGGGGAGAUACUGGGGGGAGGAUACUGAACUGAUUGCGUUAUAAUCGAAGCUAUGGAAUUAUUGAUCUGUUUACUGUACGUGUAAUGAUAAUCUGUAUUGAACAUCUUCUGCUUACGACCGAGUUCGACGGUUAGUUUCGAUUUGUUGAUUUUAAAAUAUGAAUCUCGUUUAUAGUGUUAUACAAAGAAUAUUCUACGAGUCCCUCCCCUAGUAGUCCCCUGUGUUUCCCAACAAUAGUCCAGUAACGACAGUCAACAGCUGAGCUAUUGAAUUGUAGAUCUAAUGAAGGAAAGCGCGUCAAGCGAUCCUGCGGGUGCUCGGACUAUGGACCAGGAGACAUUGAUGCUCUCAUUCGGAAACCAUAUUAUUAUAUCAAAUGCGAUCAAAAAAAUCAUAUAUUUUAGACCGAGCGGAAUAUUUGACUUAACAGCUCAUUCAUUUUGAAAAAUGGUUGUUGUUACUUGGCAGACUUAGCAAGGAAAAUGGAUCUUGGAUUGGUUUAGGUUUAAGUUUUGGGUCACUUAUUAUAGUUUGUUAGAUCUAAGCUGUACAAAUGUAAAUACUUUUUAAUUCAUAAGACUGAAUAAAUUAGCCUUUCACCAA
Molecule: messenger RNA, 2753 nt
Organism: Vanessa tameamea
Lineage: Eukaryota; Metazoa; Arthropoda; Insecta; Lepidoptera; Nymphalidae
Gene: PPO1
Product: phenoloxidase subunit 1
Exons: 14
Coding region: 81-2135 (684 amino acids)
Molecular function (GO): oxidoreductase activity
Source: RefSeq, a predicted model, not a curated record